UUAAAUAACACCGAAAGUUCUAGUGAACAGGACAUUGCGGUGGACUGAUACUAUAAAUAGGACAGUAUAUUGUGUUAAAAUACAGCGAAGGAUAAUCAAAGGCGAUCCUGCUAAAGAGUGACUUGAGGAUAUUCAAAGAGACAAUGACGACAUUUACAGUGGAAAGUCCUAACGUACGGUACUCAAAAGGAUUUAUAGAGUCGGACUAUGUCUACCAGACAAGUGGAGUGGAGAAAACUGGACCGUCGUCAUACAAGGUAACUCCAGUCGAUGUCAAGAUGACCUUCCGCACUGACCGGAACACACCUCGUCUUGGCUGUAUGUUGGUAGGUUGGGGAGGAAAUAACGGAUCAACGGUCACCGCGGCCUUACUCGCCAACAAACACAAGAUGACGUGGCCAACAAAGGACGGCCUAAAGUGUGCUAAUUACUUUGGAUCCCUUACCCAAGCAUCUACUCUGAGCAUCGGAUCAGGUCCAGACGGAGAAGUGAACAUUCCGUUCUGCAAUAUACUACCUAUGGUUGAUCCGAACGACAUAGUAUUUGAUGGAUGGGAUAUAUCCUCAUUAAAUUUAGCAGACUCUAUGGAACGUGCGAAAGUCCUUGACUGGAAUUUACAAAAUCAGCUACGACCAUAUAUGGAACAUUUAAAACCACGCCCAUCCGUCUACAUACCGGAUUUCAUAGCAGCUAAUCAGAGGGCGCGAGCUGAUAAUGUUUUGACUGGAACAAAAGCAGAAAUAAUUGAGAAACUUCGAGCGGAUAUUCGAGAUUUUAAAAGCAAGAACGAGUUGGAUGACGUCAUUAUUUUAUGGACAGCAAAUACCGAACGUUUCUCUGCUGUCGAGGUAGGACUAAAUGACACCGCUGACGUACUUCUUCAGUCUGUCGAGAUGAAUGCCGCUGAAAUAUCUCCAUCAACAAUGUUUGGUAUCGCCUCUGUCCUGGAGGGUUGUACAUAUAUAAACGGGUCACCGCAGAACACAUUUGUUCCAGGUCUGAUAGAACUGGCAGAAACCCACGGUGUACUUAUUGCCGGAGACGAUUUCAAAUCCGGUCAAACGAAGAUCAAGUCGGUGUUGGUUGACUUUCUAGUGAGCGCUGGCAUCAAGCCAGUUUCCAUUGUCAGCUAUAAUCACCUUGGCAACAACGACGGAAUGAAUCUUUCGGCGCCGAAACAGUUCAGGUCUAAAGAGAUCACGAAAACAAAUGUCGUUGAUGACAUGGUUGAAUCGAAUAAUAUUCUCUACCCAACGGGACAGAAGCCUGACCACUGUGUCGUCAUUAAAUACGUGCCAUAUGUUGGAGACAGCAAGCGAGCCUUAGACGAGUACACAUCAGAGAUCAUGUUGGGCGGUCUAAAUACUAUCUCACUCCACAACACGUGUGAGGACUCUUUAUUAGCCAGUCCGAUCAUCCUCGACCUCGUCAUCCUAGCCGAAAUGUGCAAAAGAAUUUCGUUCAAGUCCGAGGGGCAGGCUUCCUAUCAAGGCUUUCAUAGUGUGUUAUCUAUCCUCAGUUAUCUGUGCAAGGCCCCACUUGUUCCGCCGGGCACUCCAGUAGUCAACGCCCUCUUCAAACAGAGGGCAUGUAUAGAGAACAUAUUCAGGGCGUGUGUCGGACUGCCUCCACAGAAUUACAUGUCACUCGAACAUAAACUCAGCAUCCCAAAUUCACUACCUGAAGUGGCAGGAGAGAAUUCAACGACGUAUACUAUGCAAUCAAAAUUGUCAAGCGUUUCCAACCAUGUAGAUGCAAACGGAAUUAUAAACGGAUGUUGACGUCGAUUUGCAUAGGUUCAUAGAUUAAUUUUGAUGUGCGGAUGGAACAAUGAUUCAAUUUGGAACGUUUAGACUGACGAACUCAUAUCAAUGACAUGCUUUGCAUUAACGUACUUUACGAUCAAAACAAGCAGACUUAUCACCAAAAUCUCAUAUCUGUAGUGUUACAUUAAUACUGUAUUGUAUACCGGAAACUUUUCGCCCAUUCAAACUUUCGCCCUUCGCCGGUAAAAUCCAUAUUCGCCCGGUAUACAUUACGCCCUUCACAUUUUAAUACUAUGUAUAUUAUAUUGUUUAUUAAUGUUAUCUGUUAUGAUAUAUUAUCAACUCGCUACGGGGAGCAAAAAAGGCGAUAAUUUAACUGCGGCGAAAAUGUCUUGUUAUUGAGUGUACGUUCUUUUCAAUUCUAUUAGCAUGACUAUGCUUAUCGGCGGUUAUCCUUUCUAAAUAUCUAAACGAGAAUGUUGUAUAAUUUAUCUGAUGAGUUAUUAAAGAUUUGUUUCAGGUAC
Mizuhopecten yessoensis (Yesso scallop) is the source of this 2290-nucleotide messenger RNA. Its product is annotated as inositol-3-phosphate synthase 1-A-like. Gene Ontology annotation, molecular function: inositol-3-phosphate synthase activity. The record is from RefSeq and is a predicted model, not a curated record. The transcript is spliced from 8 exons. Gene Ontology annotation, cellular component: cytoplasm. Bases 144 to 1781 code for a protein of 545 amino acids. NCBI's taxonomy places the organism in Eukaryota, Metazoa, Mollusca, Bivalvia, Pectinida, Pectinidae. Gene Ontology annotation, biological process: phospholipid biosynthetic process; inositol biosynthetic process.